Gorilla gorilla gorilla (western lowland gorilla) is the source of this 1718-nucleotide messenger RNA. RefSeq names its product histone-lysine N-methyltransferase 2C-like. NCBI's taxonomy places the organism in Eukaryota, Metazoa, Chordata, Mammalia, Primates, Hominidae. Gene Ontology annotation, biological process: positive regulation of transcription by RNA polymerase II. Gene Ontology annotation, cellular component: MLL3/4 complex. The transcript is spliced from 15 exons. The record is from RefSeq and is a predicted model, not a curated record. Gene Ontology annotation, molecular function: transcription coactivator activity; histone H3K4 methyltransferase activity.
AUGGAGAAAUACAGGAAUGAAGAUAAGUUUCUAUUUCAAGAGGCUUGGAGUGCCCAAAAUACAGUGAGCCCACCUUCCUGGUCCCCAGACAUUUCAGAAGGUCGGGAAAUUUUUAAACCCAGGCAGCUUCCUGGCAGUGCCAUUUGGAGCAUCAAAGUGGGCCGUGGGUCUGGAUUUCCAGGAAAGCGGAGACCUCGAGGUGCAGGACUGUCGGGGCGAGGUGGCCGAGGCAGGUCAAUGCUGAAAAGUGGAAUCGGAGCUGUUGUAUUGCCUGGGGUGUCUACUGCAGAUAUUUCAUCAAAUAAGGAUGAUGAAGAAAACUCUAUGCACACUACGGUUGUGUUGUUUUCCAGCAGUGACAAAUUCACUUUGAAUCAGGAUAUGUGUGUAGUUUGUGGCAGUUUUGGCCAAGGAGCAGAAGGAAGAUUACUUGCCUGUUCUCAGUGUGGUCAGUGUUAUCAUCCAUACUGUGUCAGUAUUAAGAUCACUAAAGUGGUUCUUAGCAAAGGUUGGAGGUGUCUUGAGUGCACUGUGUGUGAGGCCUGUGCGAAGGCAACUGACACAGGAAGACUCCUGCUGUGUGAUGAUUGUGACAUAAGUUAUCAUACCUAGUGCCUAGACCCUCCAUUGCAGACAGUUCCCAAACGAGGCUGGAAGUGCAAAUGGUGUGUUUGGUGCAGACACUGUGGAGCAACAUCUGCAGCUCUAAGAUGUGAAUGGAAGAACAAUUACACACAGUGCGCUCCUUGUGCAAGCUUAUCUUCCUGUCCAGUCUGCUAUUGAAACUAUAGAGAAGAAGAUCUUAUUCUGCAAUGUAGACAACGUGAUAGAUGGAUGCAUGCAGUUCGUCAGAACUUAAAUACUGAGGAAGAAGUGGAAAAUGUAGCAGACAUUGGUUUUGAUUGUAACAUGUGCAGACCCUAUAUGCCUGCGUCUAAUGUGCCUUCCUCAGACUGCUGUGGAUCUUCACUUGUAGCACAAAUUGUCACAAAAGUAAAAGAGCUAGACCCACCCAAGACUUAUACCCAGGAUGGUGUGUGUUUGACUGAAUCAGGGAUGACUCAGUUACAGAGCCUCACAGUUGCAGUUCCAAGAAGAAAACUGUCAAAACCAAAACUGAAAUUGAAGAUUAUAAAUCAGAAGAGCGUGGCCAUCCUUCAGACCCCUCCAGACAUCCAAUCAGAACAUUCAAGGGAUGGUGAUAUGGAUGAUAGUCGAGAAGGAGAACUUAUGGAUUGUGAUGGAAAAUCAGAAUCUAGUCCUGAGCGGGAAGCUGUGGAUGAUGAAACUAAGGGAGUGGAAGGAACAGAUGGUGUCAAAAAGAGAAAAAGGAAACCAUACAGACCAGGUAUAGUUAUUGGUGGAUUUAUGGUGUGGCAAAGAAGUCGAACUGGGCAAGGGAAAACCAAAAGAUCUGUGAUCAGAAAAGAUUCCUCAGGCUCUGUUUCUGAGCAGUUACCUUGCAGAGAUGAUGAGAAUGUUGGACCGACGACACAAGACCUCAGACUUGUGUUAUUCUAGCAGCUGAACACACCCCAGGCUCUUCUGACCGGCAGUGGCUCUGGAAGCAGUCUGGUCUAUAGAGUUAUGGAUUCACUACCAGAUUCUACUGUAUGCUCUGACAACUAUGACCACAAUGGUCCACCCACAAAUGAAUUAUCAGGAGUGAACCCAGAGGCACGUAUAAAUGAAAGGUGAGUUAUGCAUAUGUGUGUCUU